AUUUUAAUCUUUUAGUAUUUUUUUACCUUUUGGACAUCCAAUUAAGUUAGAUAAUAUUAAUAUUUGUGUGUAGUAUUUAGGUGUAAAUGAACAUAAAUAGUUAUAUAACUGUGUACCUGUUUUAAACAAAAUGCUAUUCUUGGUGGCAUGUCUGGCCACCCUCAGCCUCGCGUGGGCCGAGCCCCGUGUGAUCGAGCCCCCUAUCCGAGUGGACCUGCAACCCCCUGAAGAAUUCAACUCAAGGGAUGCUGUGGCAAUGAAUGACGUCAUCACGUCCUGGAUCACCAUGCCCGUCGAUCACUUUGAUCCGCAAAAUACUGACACUUUCGACAUGCGUUACAUGUACAACGAAGAGUUCUUCGGGGGGCCCGGGUACCCAGUGUUCAUACUUAUAGGGGGAGAGUGGAACAUUGCGCCCGGCUGGCUACGCGGGGGCAACAUGUUCGAGAUGGCGAGGGAGAAUAGGGGAUACCAGAUUUACACUGAGCACCGAUACUACGGAGAGACUUUGCCUUACCCGAACUUCACCGUUGAAAAUCUCCGAUUCCUGAACGUAGACCAAGCUUUGGCUGAUCUAGCCUACUUUAUCAGAGACCUCAAAACACAGCCAAGGUUUGCUGAAAGCAAGAUUGUCAUGUAUGGUGGUUCUUAUGCUGCCAACAUGGCCCUAUGGUUCAAACAACGGUACCCACAUCUAGCUGUUGGUGUGGUAGCUUCGAGUGGGCCUAUCAAGGCGGAAAUUGACUUUACUGGUUACUUGGAAGUCGUCCAUGAAGCGUUCCUUUUGGAAGGUGGCGAGCAGUGCAUGUCUAUAAUAAGACAGGGCAUAUCGGACACCGUGCAGGCGUUAGGGACUGAGGAGGGUAGGCGGCUGGUGGAAUUUAACUAUAGAAUGUGCUCGCCUCUAGUGGAUUACAACGACGUGUACGAACUGGGUUACUUCUCUGGCUUCAUCUCGUGGACGUUCUCCGGGGCGGUGCAGCAGGCGCGGCCUGGCACUCUCUCUGAGAUCUGUCACAACUUUGUCAACAACGCUUAUGGUUCUACACCAAUGGAACAGAUUGGAGGAUUCAUCGCUCAUAGACAGAACUUAGGAGGAAGUUGUUGGGGCAUCCAGUAUGCGGCGCUUAUCAAUACCUACAGCCAAAAUACCAACUCUCGCGCGUGGUAUUACCAGACGUGCACCGAGUACGGGUACUUCCAGACCGCGCCUCGCUCAGGCACCGUGUUCGACCCUCUGAGGUGGCUCACCGUCGACUUCUACGUCGAUAUUUGCAGAAGAGCGUUCAGUGAACAAUUCGACGAGGAAUUCGUGUUCGCCGCAGCCGAUCGCGUGAAUGAAGUUUACGGCGCUCUCAACCCUAACGUGAACAACACGAUCAAUAUCCACGGCUACAUCGAUCCCUGGCGCGCGCUUGGGGUGUACGACAGAGACAUUUCCGAGACCUCGCCUACUUAUACAGUCCCAAGAGCUUCGCAUUGCUUUGACAUGCAGAACUGGUUGACAACCGACACCAUUCGUAUGACGCACGCGCAACAAGCAGCCAGGAGGCACGUCGCAAGAUGGUUGAAUUGAUUACUUCAAAUUAUUUAAAUAGUUUAAAAAUGUACACCUAUUUAAAAGAAAAGGAGAAAUAACAAUAAAACACUUCUUUUACUCCCGACUUGCGUCAGGAACAUAAUUUAUUAGUUUAAAAUUACACAAUCUGACAAAUCGAUAAAUCCACAGAAGUCAAUUAGAAACUUUUAACAGGUCGAAAUUGAAACAGAUCGAAAAAUAUAAUCACAAAGUACUCAAUGACCGCCUUACAAAUAGAUAAAACUCUAAGUUAAUUCCUAAUGUCAUAACGUACGGUUAGCGUUAAACCUACCGGCGGAAUUACAGUAUCAUUAAAACGGAUUAAAUGCACAGUGCACUACUCCCGCGGACGGGUCGGUGUGUUUUCAAAAUGGCUCUUUUCCACUGGCUUCCUUUUCAGAAACACAACACAAAUCGAGACGCGCGGGGGGCGCGGUGGAGAUAAAUUUACUAACGCAUUAUUUUACAUCGUACGAGGCAGUUAACUGACACUUAUCAUCACAACUAAAAUAGGAAGCAAAAUCAUUUAAGCCCCGCCCCUGCGCGCCGCACAUUUGCAGUGAGCGAGGACGCGCGGCGACGCUGCACAGUGACAGUUUGCAGCGCUGUAAUGUUCAGCACUGCACACACGCAGUGACCAGCACUGCACGCGGCAGCCGGCCGCCGCCGCGCGCGCUCGCUGCACUGUGACGCGACCGAGGAAGUAGUCUACUCUACCGCAAAUCAUAGCACUUACAUCAUAAAGCUCAAAGAACAUUUCGAGAUUGAGGACAGUCCAUCGUUUAAGUGAUUCGCGUAAAA
Molecule: messenger RNA, 2380 nt
Organism: Ostrinia furnacalis (Asian corn borer)
Lineage: Eukaryota; Metazoa; Arthropoda; Insecta; Lepidoptera; Crambidae
Product: putative serine protease K12H4.7
Exons: 11
Coding region: 131-1576 (481 amino acids)
Biological process (GO): proteolysis
Molecular function (GO): serine-type exopeptidase activity; dipeptidyl-peptidase activity
Source: RefSeq, a predicted model, not a curated record